Messenger RNA from Aspergillus glaucus CBS 516.65, 288 nucleotides. RefSeq lists its product as uncharacterized. The transcript has a single exon. The record is from RefSeq and is a predicted model, not a curated record. The coding region runs from base 62 to 262 and encodes 66 amino acids. Lineage: Eukaryota; Fungi; Ascomycota; Eurotiomycetes; Eurotiales; Aspergillaceae.
GAUCGGUUUUACUUCAAAAACCACGCCUACAGCCCUCAUAAAAAGGACAUUGAGAACUCGAAUGAAGAUCCAACAUGGCCCUGAUCGCUGGGGAAUCCGUGAAAUCCCGAACAAAGAGCCUUUCCCAACAUUCGUCGGAACCUACAAUGCCGCAGAUAGACCGCGGACAGAAGAAAUCCGACAUGCAUUCGAUUCUUCAAGUGCAAAUUCGUUCCAAGAAACAUUAAGUAUUGACAUGGUCGACGGAGGAUGGAAUAAAUGACAUAUAUUUAGCUAUCGAUAUAAAAC